Echinostoma caproni is the source of this 243-nucleotide messenger RNA. The record is from the annotation of a GenBank genome assembly. Lineage: Eukaryota; Metazoa; Platyhelminthes; Trematoda; Plagiorchiida; Echinostomatidae.
AUGAUUGAUCAGAAUAUUCGUAAGAAACAAGAAACGGAAAUUGAACAAUUGGACAAAACUGCUCGUCAGCUUCGCACGGAAUUUUCGCAAAAAGUGAAUCAAUUGAAAGAAGAUUUACUACAGAUGGCGAACGACCUGGAUCGUGUGGGACGAAUACAGCUGAAACAAAGUCGAAAUGAUGCCAGACAAGUGAGUCCGUGCCAUGGUCAACUUGCUUACAGCGGAUGGUUUGAAUUUCAAUGA